Daldinia vernicosa is the source of this 1664-nucleotide messenger RNA. RefSeq lists its product as uncharacterized. Gene Ontology annotation, cellular component: kinetochore. Gene Ontology annotation, molecular function: nucleic acid binding. The transcript is spliced from 2 exons. The coding region runs from base 287 to 1294 and encodes 335 amino acids. NCBI's taxonomy places the organism in Eukaryota, Fungi, Ascomycota, Sordariomycetes, Xylariales, Hypoxylaceae. The record is from RefSeq and is a predicted model, not a curated record.
GCCUAGCAACCUCUUAAUUCACUGGUUGACGUCAUCUUCCCAUUAAACUACGUAAGGUACCACUUACCAAGUGACGAUACCUCAUAGGUAGACAAGUAAAAACCGGCUCCGCUUUUAAGUUCGAUCUACUCUCGACUAUCUCCAUGCAUUCGGGAACUCUAUUCUUAUCUAAACACGCAUUCGGUUACUUCUAGAAUGGUUCGGUACAUGUGCUUUGUACCUCACAACUUACAAGUCUUCUACUAAAAACAGCUGGCCUCCACUUACAUAAAAAUAAAUUGUUAAAAUGGCAUCAUCAAACGAUAAUGCCUCGGGGGUAGGGGAUGAAGAUGAUGACUACAUGAACAUGACCUUCGGCGAGGAAGAGCCGAAAACCACAGAAACAUCUCUCCAGCGGAGACAACGGCUCAAGCGCGAGGGUGAGAUCAAGGGGCGCGUCAAGUCGAAAGCCGAGCAGGCCGCAGCAGAACGCGAGGAGCGUGAGAAGGCGUUAAACGAGUCAUUACUAGACAACGCCCGAGCUAAGAAGAGCAAGGGCUUUGCCAUGAUGGCGAGAAUGGGAUUCAAGCCUGGCGUCGCACUCGGCAGCGCCGACAGCGCCGAACACGCGCGUCUAGAGCCCAUACGCCCGCAGAUGAAGGAAGACCGGGGCGGUAUCGGCCUCGACUCAGAUCGCAAGCGUGCGCUUAACGAAGCGGCGGCCCAGAGCGAGAAGAGGCAGAAAGUCGACGAGACAGAGUUCCGAGACCGCGUGCGUAGGGAGCGCGAGCAGGCGAGGCUAGAGCGGCAAGUUUAUGCUGCGAUGAAGGUGUGCGAGCGCAUGGACGAGGAAGAGCAAGGAGGCACGAAGGCGGGCGGCGAAGAGGCGGAGGAGGAGACAAGGGGGGCAAAGACGCAAAAGAAGAAGAAGAGGACAAUAUCUACGCGACCCCUAAAGUCUAUCCCGGUAGUAUGGCGCGGUCUAAUCCGGAAUCGGGAGGAAGCAGAGCGGGACCGGCGAAUGCGGCACGACUUGGAGCAGAGCUCAACGCGGCUCCCGACGUUCGUGGAAGAUCUAGAAGAUGACGAUAAGACGGCGUUAGGAAAGACGGCUACGGCGUACGUCCAGGUCGAGGAUCUCGAGGAGGAAGAUCCGGAGCUGGAUGAGUUUAACGCGCUCGAGGUUGAGGAGAGGUUGAAGAGGCUGGUGGUGUACCUCAGGAAGCAGUAUAAUUACUGCUUCUGGUGUAAAUGCGGUUAUCCGGACGAGACGAUGGAGGGGUGUCCUGGGCUGACGGAGGAGGAUCAUGACUGAGGAUGCUGUUUUACCGCCUGGCUUCGGAUUAUUCGAUGCUUGGCCAGAUUGUUGCCUAAGUCGCAGUCGAGCUUACAACGUGGGCCUAUUUAAGGCGUCAGGGGAAAUCAUAUACAGAGUGAGGGCACUGGGAUCUAAGGCUGACGACUCCUUAGGCCGGGACAAUCGAUGUCCGAAAACUCAUAAUAUUGAAUAGGUAGUUAGUACUUCUACAACAACGUGGCUAUAUAUUAGCGCAUGCCAUCGUAAGACCACGACCCAGAAGGCGUGUACUUCUACACGAGGUAUAACGCUACUACUAAGUCAACGGCUACCUACUCCAUACCAAGGCCGGGAGAAUUUAUCAGAUGUGGAUCGUUCGAAAAAAUGG